This is a messenger RNA of Medioppia subpectinata, 1432 nucleotides long. NCBI's taxonomy places the organism in Eukaryota, Metazoa, Arthropoda, Arachnida, Sarcoptiformes, Oppiidae. The record is from the annotation of a GenBank genome assembly.
GGUCCAAUAGAUAUGCGCAAACAGGUGGGUGCGUUUGCAAUGGACGUGAUCUCGUGCUGCGCGUACGGCAUAGACGUCGAGUCUAUGACUAAUCCCAAUCAUCCCAUUGUAUUAAACGCCAGCAAAAUAUUGAGUAGUGAUCCGCGACCAGGAAUAAUAGUGUCGGCGCUUUUUCCGGCAUUUGCCAAACUAAUAGGCGCCGAACCGUUUGACGUAGAUGCUUGUAAAUAUUUCGAUGAUUUGACCAAGAAAAUUAUUGAGGAGAGAAAGAAGCAAAAUAAACAUGGCACCAGCAAUGAUAAAGCCAAACGGCGCACAGAUUUUAUACAACUAAUGAUAGACUCGGAAAAGUCGGACAAAGACUUGGGUUACGACUCCAUCAGCGAUGCGGAGCCGGAAGAGGACAAAAUAUAUGGCGACAAAUCGGUGGCAAAACCAUCGGGCACUCUAUCACCGGAUGAAAUGGUAGCCCAGGCCAUUUUAUUUUACAUCGCCGGUUACGACACUACCAGCGCUGCCAUAACCCACGCCCUGUACUUCUUGUCCCAAAACAAGGACUGUCAGCAAAAACUAUGCGAAGAGUUGCGAAGUUGUGAUGAGUUUACGUACGAAAAGUUAUCGCAACUGAAAUACUUGAAUGGCGUAAUCCAUGAGACACUACGACUGCGGCCAUCGUUUGCUCGGCUAUUCCGGGCCUGUGUUCAGGACUAUAAGUUGGGAAAUACCGGUAUUACCAUACCAGCGGGAACCGCCGUCAACAUAAACUUAUAUACCUUACACCGGGAUCCCAAAUACUGGCCCAAUCCCGACAAGUUUGAUCCCGAGCGCUGGUUUGAGCCCAAACACCAUCCGUACGCUUACCUGCCGUUCGGCGCCGGACCCCGACUAUGCAUUGGACAACGGUUUGCCAUAAAUGAAAUGCAAAUGUGCCUGGCUAAAAUGAUACGAAAGUUUGAGUUCACCAUGGUGCCCGGAUUUGAAAUUGAAUAUUUUAGAGGUCAACCAGCCAUGUCGCCCAAGGAGUUGCAGUGACAGGGGCCACACGGAGGACAUGGAGUUCACGCACCAAAUCCAGUGACAACAACGGCCGCACCUGGAAAGUUGUGGGAUAAAUACGGGUCACACGGUUUCAUCUAUAAUUUAGAUCAUUUGCGAGAAGAGGCGAGUAUUGUGCUGUAUAUGAAAGAUGCGAAUCAGAUAACCCAUGAGGAGUCGUACCUGUAUUUCAUUAAACUACACGACUUUAAUAGCGACGGCAAACUCGACGGAUUAGAUUAUGUGGACUCAAUGCUAACUGCAAUGGAUGUGAAUAACGAUGGAUUUGUUGAUUACGGAGAGAUCUAUACUGCUAUGGAGUGACACAUUAACACACAAUAAUUGUUUUGUAAAUUAAUUAAAUAAUAUUUAUAAUUUGUUAUAAAAUAAACGCAAG